UGCGCGGUGGCUGCCGUGCUCGCCCGUCCCGGCGCGCCGCUCCCCACGGCCGCCCCCGCGCACGGCACCUCGGUGCGCGCUGCCAUCGCCGCCCGCCGGGCCAUGGACUCGGACGCCAGCCUGGUCUCCAGCCGCCCAUCUUCCCCGGAGCCCGAUGACCUCUUCCUCACGGCCAGGAAUAAAGGCGGCGGAGGGGGCUUCACGGGCGGCGCCGUGUCCAGCUCCACGCAAAGUGACUCCCCGCCGGAGCUGAGCGCCGAGCUGCGCAGCGCCAUGAGCGCCGCGGGGGUGGUGGUGGUGGACAAGCUGGGCUUCAAGUCCUCCUCGUCGUCCUCCUCCUCGUCGUCGUCCUCCUCCUCCAAGAAGGACAAGAAGCAGAUGACGGAGCCGGAGCUGCAGCAGCUGCGGCUGAAGAUCAACAGCCGGGAGCGCAAGAGGAUGCACGACCUGAACAUCGCCAUGGACGGGCUGCGGGAGGUGAUGCCCUACGCCCACGGCCCGUCGGUGCGCAAGCUCUCCAAGAUCGCCACGCUCCUCCUGGCGCGCAACUACAUCCUCAUGCUCACCAACUCCCUGGAGGAGAUGAAGCGCCUGGUCAGCGAGAUCUACGGGGGCCACCACGCCGGCUUCCACCCCGCCGCCUGCCCUGGCGGCAUGGGAGCCCACUCCGCCCCUCUGCCCGGCCACCCGGGCCACCCCGCCUCGCACCCCGUCCACCACCCCAUCCUGCCCCCGGCCGCCGUCUCCAGCGCAUCCCUGCCCGGCUCCGGUCUCUCUGCCGUCAGCUCCAUCCGUCCUCCUCACGGGCUCCUCAAAUCGCCCUCGACCGCCGCCGCUCCCCUGGGCAGCGGCUUCCAGCACUGGGGGGGGAUGCCCUGUCCCUGCAGCAUGUGUCAGGUGUCCGCCCCGCCGCACCACCACGUCUCCGGCAUGGGCACCGCCAGUCUCCCCAGAUUAACCACCGACACCAAAUGAGCCCCGACCCCGCGCCGCCCCUCCGCCUCCAGGACCUACAAACACAGCCCCCGACACACGCAUCCCUCCCAGGGGCGGUGGGAUGGGACGGAGCCCAGCCCGGAGUCUGCCCCGCUCCCCGAACAGCGGGAAAGACCACCCCGAAGCAAGUAAAAACCUGCGCAUCUUCUUUAUUCUUCGUUUCACCUUGCUGUCGAUAACUUCGCUGGGAGGGGGGAAGAGCCCCAGGCGCGCCGCGAAUGGACGAACCGAAACGGCAGAGAGGGUUUUGCUCGUUUGUUUGUUUGCUUGCUUCCCCCCCCUCCCAUCCCCCUUCUCCCCGUUUCGUUUCUACACGUUUCCCAGCCCGUGGAGCUGUUUCUGGGUCACAUCCCGCCCCGAAAAGCCCAUCCGUGGAGCGCCCGGCCCCGCUCCAGGGGCUCCCGGGAGCAACACCGGGGCUCCGGCUGGAAUGUAGCCGGGAAAAUCGGUUUAUUCUCUCCCCGCUCCUCCACCCGCAGGUUUUUUGUUCGGUUUUCUUUCUGGUUCGGGAUUUGUAAAUAUACCGUUCAAGGAUAACGAUGCCAGUCUGCUCUGCUUGAGCUUUCCGUUCGUGCACUUGUACUCUGUAAGCAUCAUGAGGGAAUAAGGGGUCGGUUUGCCUUGAUUUCGUUGGUUCGGAUUCCUGGGGUUUGUUGGUUUAGUGGGAUUUUUUUGUUUUGUUGUUUGUUUGUUUGUUUGCUUUUUAGGUAUAUAACACUUUGGUUUUUUUCGUUCCUGCCACCUUUAACAAAGUUUGAACUCUUUAAUGCUCUUUCUGUGUAGGAACUUUCACACUGUCCGUGUUGCAAUACUGAGAACUUGGGCUUGUUUCUGAAAUAACAACUUUUCUUAUCGCUGCCCCUUGCAGAGAUUUUAUCAUCUGUUUAUUUUUGUAAGAAAAAAAAAAAAAAGAAAAGAAAAAAGAAAAAAAAGGAAAAAGUUGCUAAAUAAUAUUUAUUACUUGUUUGGUUGCAAAAAAAAAAAAAGUG
Cuculus canorus (common cuckoo) is the source of this 1985-nucleotide messenger RNA. RefSeq names its product oligodendrocyte transcription factor 2 (gene OLIG2). The coding region runs from base 103 to 975 and encodes 290 amino acids. Gene Ontology annotation, molecular function: DNA-binding transcription factor activity; protein dimerization activity. The transcript is spliced from 2 exons. NCBI's taxonomy places the organism in Eukaryota, Metazoa, Chordata, Aves, Cuculiformes, Cuculidae. Gene Ontology annotation, biological process: myelination; oligodendrocyte differentiation; regulation of DNA-templated transcription. The record is from RefSeq and is a predicted model, not a curated record.